GAUAAACCGGUGGUUUUUCUGUACAAUUUCAAUAACUACACGAUUACUGCCAUUUCGGGCGGAUUUGUCUCGCAUUUUGUGAACGAAUGCUUCCGAUAUCUAACGGAAACGUUUCCACUGAAUUACAUCCCAGAGUGGAGACAAUUGGUGGCCGUUAUGCUCGCGGAGGACACCGGCGAUAGUCCUCAUCGCGCGAACGGAAGUAUCGCUAUAUUCAGACGCAUAGACCCGAACACCAAUACAUUAGAGAACUUGCAUUACCUGAGCGAAGACAUAGACGGCGUUAAAGCUAACUAUGAUUUAGGCAAUGAAACCGAAAUGAUAUCACUUAUCAAAUACAAUAAGAUCUAUACGAACGACACGUGGAGAGUGUGGGGUUGCGGCGAAUACUGUUCACUCAAAACACCGUUACAUGAAAUCACAAUCGAAACGACCAGCACUCAGAGUAAGAUCCGCUAUAAUAAAAACCAGGAUAUGACUCACGACCUGUUUUUGCGGUGCGACGAACGCCGGGCGCCGUUCACUCCGUUUGACUUUUGCGACCAAAACUACGAUUUUGAUAAUAUAUUGAAUUUGGGAUCCGAUCUAUACUUUCAGCGAAACUCUAGUUUUUGGCGAUUAAGAGAUUAUGGAUUUACUGCCGACUCGUAUCCGACGGGUUCUCCACUCAAAGGGCAAAACAUCCAAAAUCUGGUUUUCGACUCACACUUCGGCCCAUUCCUCGAGACCGAAGGCUUUGACACGAGUCAACGGGUGUUUGGCUUCUCAUACAAAGCGAUCGAUCGGUUCCCGUGCGGACACUUGAUCGACAAAGAAGACUAUUACCAGUGUUUGGACAAGUAUACAAAGUCGCCGUACUUUCACAGCGUGUGUUUGUACGGCACAGUUAGCCGAGUGGCGACAGCCGUACCCGUGUUCACCAUAGAUAACGGGUAUUACAAGUCAUACAUUCACACACCGGGAGGUCUGGAGCGACCGAACGUCACGGAAGACGGCCGACACCGACAGUUCUGCAAAGCCGUCUCCGAUUACGUG
Messenger RNA from Medioppia subpectinata, 1035 nucleotides. Lineage: Eukaryota; Metazoa; Arthropoda; Arachnida; Sarcoptiformes; Oppiidae. The record is from the annotation of a GenBank genome assembly.